This is a messenger RNA of Quercus robur (English oak), 1657 nucleotides long. RefSeq names its product anthocyanidin 3-O-glucosyltransferase UFGT-like. NCBI's taxonomy places the organism in Eukaryota, Viridiplantae, Streptophyta, Magnoliopsida, Fagales, Fagaceae. Gene Ontology annotation, molecular function: UDP-glycosyltransferase activity. The record is from RefSeq and is a predicted model, not a curated record. Bases 94 to 1494 code for a protein of 466 amino acids. The transcript is spliced from 2 exons.
UGCUAUAUAUCCUAUCAAAAAGACACAACAUGCACCAUAUAUUCCACCAACUUGUAGUCAACUUUGUCCAAUCACAGUAACAUCAAACCAACCAUGUCCUCUUCCUCGACCAAUAAUACUGACCCUCACAUAGCAGUCUUAGCCUUUCCGUUCGGCACUCACGCCGCCCCACUCCUCACCAUCAUCCACCGUUUAGCCACUGCUUCUCCAAAAACCCACUUCUCAUUCUUCAGCACCUCAACAUCCAACGCCAAAAUCUUUCCCACCUCCAAACAUGGUGGUGAACUGCUUAACGUUAAGGCCUAUGAUGUGUGGAAUGGUGUGCCUGAGGGCUAUGUGCAAGUGGGAAAGCCACAGGAAGAUAUUGAGCUUUUUGUAAAGGCGGCGCCGGAGAGCUUUCGGAAGGGGAUAAAGGCGGCGGUGGCAGAGUUGGGGAGGGAGGUGAGUUGCUUGGUCAGUGAUGCUUUCUUCUGGUUUGCGGCGGAGAUGGCGGAGGAGAUGGGUGUGCCUUGGGUGCCAUUUUGGACUGCAGGGCCUCACUCACUAUCAGCUCACGUUCACACUGAACUCAUCAGAGAGACAAUUGGAGUUGGAGGAAUUGAAGGCCGUGAAAACCAAACUCUCAAAUUCAUCCCAGGAAUGUCCCAAAUACGAGUCCGUGACUUGCCUGAAGGAGUAGUUUUUGGGAAUCUCGAGUCAGUCUUCUCGCGCAUGCUGCACCAGAUGGGCCAAAUGCUACCACUAGCAACCGCAGUUUUCAUAAACUCCUUCGAAGAAUUGGACCUCACCACAACAAAUCAUUUCAAGUCCAAGUUCAACAAAUUUCUUAAUAUCGGUCCUUUCAACCUAGUAUCACCACAAGUUUCACAACCAACUUCAGAUACAAGUGGUUGCCUCUCUUGGCUUGAGAAACGUAGGACAGCAUCAGUGGCAUACGUUAGCUUUGGCUCAGUGGCAACUCCACCUCCAAACGAGCUUUUUGCACUAGCUGAGGCCUUAGAAGCUAGUGGGGUACCAUUCAUUUGGUCACUUAGGGACAAUUCAAAGGUCCAUUUGCCGAAUGGUUUCCUAGAAAAAACAAAAGUAAAUGGAUUGAUUGUACCUUGGGCUCCCCAAUUGGACAUCCUAGCACACAGUGCAGUUGGAGUGUUUAUAACACAUUGUGGUUGGAACUCAUUGCUAGAGAGUAUUUCAGGAGGUGUGCCUAUGAUUUGUAGGCCAUUCUUUGGUGAUCAAAGGCUAAAUGGACAAUUGAUAGAGGCCGUGUUGGAAGUGGGCCUGAAAGUUGAGGGUGGGAUCCUCACAAAGAAUGGAGUGAUAAGUAGCUUGGAUGUCAUUUUAUAUAAAGAAAAAGGGAAGAAAAUGAGGGAGAAGAUGAAAGCCCUUAAAGAAUUUGCCAAAGAAGCAGUCGGACCUGAAGGGAGCUCAGCUCGAAAUUUUGAGUCGUUGCUGCAGAUAGUAUCGAAGCCAAAAACAAAUGCAGCAAAGGAAUGAAAUUUACACUAUUCAAAACAAAUGUGUUUUGUUCUCCAAAAACAAAUUGAUGCCUUAUGAUGCUGUUGUCCAAUAACAGGCGUUUUGUAUGGAAAAUAACGUACCUUCAAGUUUAACUAUACUCUACUGAGCAAUUUAUAUCUACCAAGUUGGGUUAUGUGUC